AUGCCUUUACGCGCGAAAGUGACCAACUCAGCUUUCGCAUCCAAGAUGUCUCUCAGCACGAGUGCUUCGUCGAAUCCUGCCGUCGACUCCGACGAUGUUCUUUUUUACACUACCUACGGAUUGCGAUUGAUCGAACUCAACAGACCCAAGAAACUGAAUUCUCUCAAUGGCUCGAUGUGUCAACAGAUUAUUCCACGACUUCUGGAAUGGGAAAAAUCACAACUAGCCAACAUAAUCAUGAUCUCCGGCCGAGGCGAAAAAGCCCUUUGCGCAGGCGGAGACGUCGCAGCUCUCGCAAUAAACAACCAGGAAGGCCCCGAAGGCGUGAAACGGUCACAGGACUACUUCGCUCUCGAAUACCAACUCGACCACUUGAUUGCGACUUACAGCAAGCCGUUCGUCUCCGUUAUGGAUGGUAUCACAAUGGGAGGCGGAGUGGGAUUGAGUGUCCAUGCCCCCUUCCGUAUCGCUACCGAGCGUACCCUUUUCGCUAUGCCCGAGACGACCAUUGGAUUUUUCCCGGACGUUGGCGGCUCGUUCUUCCUUCCGCGCCUUGACGGCGAGAUUGGUACUUAUCUCGCUCUUACCUCGGAGCGAUUGAACGGUGUUCAGGCUUUCUACACUGGUAUUGCAACGCAUUACGUCGACUCGAGCGUGCUCAGCAACUUGACGAAUCGACUAGCGGAAUUGGUGUUUAAGGACUAUGCCAACCUCCAGCAGCGCAACGAUCUUGUCAACAAGACCAUUGCCGAGUUUUCGACCGGUCUGCCAUCCAUUGAGCAGGAGCCUAUUCUUUUCCGAUUCAAGCUCCGUCAGGCUAUUGACCGAUGCUUCCAGCACAACACAGUAGAGGAAAUCGUCCAAGCCCUCGAACAGGAAGAAGACCAGAAGGAAUGGGCCCAAAAGACGCUCGAGACACUUGCAGGCCGCUCACCUACCUCCCUCAAAGUCACACUUCGUCAGCUCCGUCUCGGCAAGAACUGGAGCAUCAAGGAAACGUUCCAGCGCGAACAUGCCAUUGCCAGCGUAUUCAUGAAUCACCCCGACUUCGUCGAGGGUGUCUCGGCCCGUCUGAUUUCCAAGCCCACACGAACCCCUGAAUGGCAGCCAAGUAGUCUAGAGGACGUUACGUCUCAGGAUGUCGAUGCGUUCUUCAAGAUUGAGGGUGAACCAUUGCGCACAUUCCACGAUAAUGACUACAAGAAGUACCCUCAUGCCAAGUAUGCGCUGCCCACGGAAGCGGAUAUUGAGAAGUUUGUGCGUAGCAACAAGACAACAGGAGCAGAUGCUGUGAAGGAAUUUGUCCAGAAAUGGGGUCAAAAGGAGGGUGUCAAGGCCAAGGUGUCUGAGGUGCUUGGUCGACGGACCAAGAAGACAGCCAAGGGGCUGAAGUGGAUUGAGGAGGGUGAGGAAGUUGAGGAGACUGAGGAGGCUGAGAAGGUUGAGGAGGGUAAGGAGGGAAAGGAGUAA
Messenger RNA from Talaromyces marneffei, 1470 nucleotides. RefSeq lists its product as uncharacterized. Gene Ontology annotation, cellular component: mitochondrion. The record is from RefSeq and is a predicted model, not a curated record. Gene Ontology annotation, biological process: L-valine catabolic process. The transcript is spliced from 3 exons. Gene Ontology annotation, molecular function: 3-hydroxyisobutyryl-CoA hydrolase activity. Bases 1 to 1470 code for a protein of 489 amino acids. Lineage: Eukaryota; Fungi; Ascomycota; Eurotiomycetes; Eurotiales; Trichocomaceae.